This is a messenger RNA of Gongylonema pulchrum, 384 nucleotides long. The record is from the annotation of a GenBank genome assembly. Lineage: Eukaryota; Metazoa; Nematoda; Chromadorea; Rhabditida; Gongylonematidae.
AUGUUAAAUCUGAUCCAACUACGAGAUUGCUUGCAGAAGGAAGAACAACAGGAGCGAUCAAAUCAGCAACCAAUUCCGAAACACCAGAAUCAUAAGCAGCAACAAAUGAACAACUCGUCCAUACAGCACCACGGAAGAAAGGAAAUGGAAGAGGUAAACGAUCAUGUCGGCGAAAUUAAUUCUGGGCGUUCUCCAUCUACAGGCAAAACGCCGCGACUGGGCCGUCGUAUGACCAUCGAAGAAGAACAAAGUGGCGACUAUUUUCGGUCCAUUUCCAUUCUUUUACUUAAUUAUUAUGCGUUUUUUGCAUCAUUGGUUAAACAGCAAAAAUGCAUAAAUUGUCGAGAGACUGCCUUUGGAAAUAUGCAGAUGUGUAUGUUUUAA